AUGUCCUCCUGGGGUGUCAUUGAAUGCAGGGCUGAGCCAGGGUCUCCCUGGACCUCAGCUAGAGGCCCACUCACCACCAGCUCCUGGAGUGCCCUCUGCGCCACCCUAGAGCGGGAAGGGAGGGGGGGGAGGUACUUCGGUCCAGGGGCGGGGCGACGCCGAGAGGGGUGGGGCCAGGGCGGAAACGGAAGAGGCGGCUUUCGCGCGCUCGGCGGCGGCGGCGGCGGCGGCGGCGGCCGGAUCCCGGAGGAGGUGGCGGCGUCGGUGGUCAUACCAAAUUGCCUCCCACCACCAAAGGAGGGGCCUAGGGUCCUGCACCUGAUGCUUGAUUUUGCAGAUCUGAGCGGCCGGCACAGCCCACAGAUGAGGUCUGAGAUCCCGAUCACCGCCAGGAGUAACGACUUGUGGGGCCACCCUGUGGGGAACAACCAGGACGCAGCCCUGACCGCUUUGCUCACAUCCUCUGCAAGAAGGUCGGUGCCCACCUACCACCUAUGCCCUGAUCUGACUCCCAGCUGCCUUGCCCUAGACCUUGAGCCCCUUGAGGGCAAGAUGCUGGGGGGAAUGGCUCUGAGCUCAAUAAACAUCCCUGGAAGCAACAAAUGAUUCCUGGCCUCUUUCUUGUGCUGGUCGUUGCCGAAGUGCCCGGUGCGAGCUGUGGGUGGGGGAGCCUCAAGGUGCUUCUUGCCUCGUCUGAACUUGGAGGGCCCUUUCUGUAAAGACUGGGCAGCACCUAGGGGUGUGUGUGGAGGGGAUGUCUCAGGCCCCUGAGGGCUGCUGAGUUGCUGGGAGACUGGGGAACCCGCCCAGGUGGUUCACCUCCUAGACCUUUAGAGGCCCAGGGGCCCCAGGCCGGCAGGAACGAGGGCUCCCAGUGCCCACCGGGAUGGUCCACGGCCUGUCAAAGGGGCUGUUCAUCUCUGCGGCCUUCAGUCUGCCGUGUGUCCCUCUCCCGCCCUCCUCAGUACGGCCACGUGCAGGGUGGGGGACUCAGGGAGAGGCCGAGGGAAGACAGUCGAGGAUGGGGCCAGGGUUCCAGCCUCUGUCCACACGCGGGCAAGCAGCUCUGUUCCCAGGAGCCCACCCUGGCCAUUGCAAGGCCCUCACAGCCAGCUUAGGAAGGGGCGGUGCUAUCGUCACCAGGGAGGGGGCCACCUUGCCCCACUUCCGCGUGAUCCCCCCCCCCGCCUCAGACUGCUGGCUAGGCUGACCCCGGCCAUCUGCGUCCUAGCCGCUGUCGAACUCCCUGGCCUGGACGUCCUCAGGGCUUCCACAGGCCCCACUUUUCCCCUCCGAGUCCCAAGGAUCCCUGCCCAGCGUCGGGGAACGAUGUUCCCAGCCCUUGUGUACCGCCGGGCCGGAAUGCUCUGCCUCGCCGAGGGGUCCCGAGCCCGGCCCUUUGCAACCCCACCCGUCUCCUCUUCCCGAUGCCCCGACCCCGCUCCUCCUCCAGCGGACACCGGCCUUCCCCACCCGUGAGCGGGGCGCAGGAAGAGAGACGAAUGCAGGUUCACUGGGCGGGGCGCCCCACUCCUCCCUUGUCCAGCCGCGGGGCUCCGGGAAAGGCGAGAGGGAUUCCCGCAGAAGGGGACGAAGGAACUAAGGGGAACGCGGUCCGGCAGGGCCCAGGUCGGGGGAGAGAAGAGGGGGGGAAGG
This is a messenger RNA of Felis catus (domestic cat), 1656 nucleotides long. RefSeq lists its product as uncharacterized. The coding region runs from base 1 to 606 and encodes 201 amino acids. The record is from RefSeq and is a predicted model, not a curated record. The transcript is spliced from 5 exons. NCBI's taxonomy places the organism in Eukaryota, Metazoa, Chordata, Mammalia, Carnivora, Felidae.